This is a messenger RNA of Cherax quadricarinatus, 1434 nucleotides long. Its product is annotated as lysosomal aspartic protease. Gene Ontology annotation, biological process: proteolysis. The record is from RefSeq and is a predicted model, not a curated record. Gene Ontology annotation, molecular function: aspartic-type endopeptidase activity. NCBI's taxonomy places the organism in Eukaryota, Metazoa, Arthropoda, Malacostraca, Decapoda, Parastacidae.
GUUCCAUGAGGUUGAGUAUAUAAGGACGUGCUAGAGGCGAGGAAACAGCCACUCACACACAGAGUUCCUUGUCUGACACCAGCGCCUACACUCGCACACCAUGAGAGUCCUGGUCUGCCUACUGCUCCUGACUGCCCUGGUCGACGCAGACAUCCACAGGAUACCGCUGAAGAGAGUGCAGAGGAAGUGGACCGCUGAACAGUUACAUCGCAGCCACAUCUUUGUUUCCCAACGCUACGCCCCCAAGGACGAUAUUGUCAUUCUUGAGGACUACCAGGACGCACAGUACUACGGUCCCAUCGACAUUGGUACACCCGGACAGACGUUUGAGGUGAUCUUCGACACUGGGUCGUCCAAUCUGUGGGUGCCAUCUGAACAGUGCCGCAUCAUUAACCUGGCAUGCCAGCUGCACAACCGCUAUGACUCUACCCUCUCCUCAACCUACAAGCCCAACGGUACCGAUUUUGCCAUUGAGUAUGGUUCAGGUGCACUCCGAGGCUUUCUUUCUAGUGACACCGUGGACGUGGGAGGAGUGACAGUCACGGAUCAAACCUUCGCUGAGGCCACUGAGGAGCCUGGUGUAUCCUUCCUCGCUGGCAGGUUCGACGGUAUCUUAGGCAUGGCCUUCACUGAGAUCUCAGUCAUGGGCAUCCCCACAGUGUUCGACACCAUGUUGGUUCAGGGCGCUGUCACCCAACCUAUAUUCUCCUUCUACCUCAACCAUGACAUGAGCUCCACGCUGGGAGGAGAGCUGGUGCUGGGAGGGUCUGACCCCAACCACUACGAAGGAGAGUUCCAGUACGUGCCAGUCUCCAGAGUGGGCUAUUGGCAGAUCACCAUUGAUGAAAUCAAGUUGGGAGGUGAAGCCAAGAGCUUCUGCAACCCUUGUGAAGGUAUUGUCGACACUGGUACCUCCCUUAUUGUUGGACCCAGUGACCAGGUCCACGAGAUUGUGACCGAGCUAGGUGGUUACGCCUUCCUUGCUGGUGAGUACCUUAUCAACUGCAAUAAGGUUGACGAGAUGCCAGUCUUCACCUUCACACUCAAUGGCAUCGACUUCGAACUGACCGGAUCCGAGCUGGUCAUCGAGAGCGUGGAUGAGGCGACAGGCGUCAAAACUUGCAUAGUAGGCAUCAUGGGCGUCGACUUGGGAAGCAUAGAAGCCUGGAUCCUGGGAGACACAUUCAUCUCCCGCUACUACACCGAAUUUAACGUCGAAGAAAAGCGCAUUGGCUUUGCAAAGUCAAUUUAAGCUGGCAGCAGCAGCAGCAGCAGUAGCAGCAGCAGCAGCAGCAGCACCAGCAGCAGCAGCAGCACCAGCAGCACCACCAGCAGCACCAGCAGCAACAGCAGCACCAGCAGCAGCAGCAGCACCAGCAGCAGCAGCAGCUCCACGUCUCCCCACAAAAUGUAGAAUAAACAAUGCGAAACUGA